Colletotrichum karsti is the source of this 825-nucleotide messenger RNA. Its product is annotated as ribosomal L28 family protein. Gene Ontology annotation, molecular function: structural constituent of ribosome. NCBI's taxonomy places the organism in Eukaryota, Fungi, Ascomycota, Sordariomycetes, Glomerellales, Glomerellaceae. The record is from RefSeq and is a predicted model, not a curated record. Gene Ontology annotation, cellular component: mitochondrial large ribosomal subunit. The transcript has a single exon. The coding region runs from base 1 to 825 and encodes 274 amino acids.
AUGCACCUCUCAACCCUCCGCCCGGGGACGACCUCCCUCACAUCCGCCCUCUCCUCCCUCACCCUCAAAACAACAACAACCACCACCGCCGCGCGCGCCUUCUCAACAACCCCCGCCACCCUCACAAAAACGAUCCCCCUCCACCGCAUCCCCGAAACCCACGUCCCGCCGUACCCCUACGGCCCGCGCCUGAUCUACAAACAAUCCAACGCCGGCCUCUACGGCACCGCCCGCAUCCGCACCGGCCACAACGUGUCCGAGAAACACCACCAGGUGUCCCCGCGCGUCUGGCGUCCCAACGUCCACCGCCGCAAGCUCUGGUCCGAGUGCCUCGGCGCCUGGGUCCGCACCCGCCUCACCACCCGCGUCCUGCGCACCGUCCGCAAGGAGGGCGGCCUCGACGAGUACGUCCUCAAGAACAAGGCCGCCCGCGUCAAGGAGCUCGGCCCCGGCGGCUGGAAGCUGCGCUGGCUCGUCAUGCAGACCCUCGAGUACAGGUACAGGAUGUUCCGGGAGCGCCGCGCGCUCGGCGUCGUCGACAGGCCGCUGCCGGGCGACAACUCGCGGCUCGCGCCCAUCAUGGCCAGGGUCGCCAUCAGCGGCAAGAUACGCGCGUCCGAUCAGAAGAUCAUCGAGGAGAUGGCGUCCGAGACGGUGGCGCAGUACAGGAUGAGGCAGGUGCAGAUGAAGCAGAUGGCGCGGAUGACGCAGAAGGAGGAGGAGUAUGCGCUCGGCCAGGAGGCUGAGGAGGGCGUGCUUGAGGACGAGGAGUAUCAGAUGGAGCAUAUCGAUGGGCCGAAGGGGGAGGAGGUGAAGACCGUAUGA